Molecule: messenger RNA, 4268 nt
Organism: Zophobas morio
Lineage: Eukaryota; Metazoa; Arthropoda; Insecta; Coleoptera; Tenebrionidae
Product: trichohyalin-like
Exons: 2
Coding region: 62-4144 (1360 amino acids)
Source: RefSeq, a predicted model, not a curated record
UAUCACCCAAAAAACUUAUCGUUGAGUACUUUUUCCAAGAGUUCGUUAGUCGAUCUCUAAAAUGGAAUCUACGAGCUGUGUUAAGUGUUCCUCCGAAAAUCCUUUGCAAAAACCAUGCUGCCUUUGCGGCACGGUGGUGUGUUUUCCGUGCGUUAUGAAGAAAAUCGUCGAGUGGAAGAGCGGAUCGCUGAAGAACAUCCCUAACUGGUGGUGCGAAAGCUGCUCGCAAGAAAACAAGGAAAACGUAGCCCCGAAUGUGCCAGCAGAACCACGAAAGCCUGGAAAGUGUAAGAAAUGUGGCCAUCACCAACCUGUGGCAAUGCAGUGUAUUCGUUGCAAUGCUGCAGCCUUUUAUUUCUGCACUGCAGACGAUUGCUGGGAAUUUGAAACCUUCACCGAGUACGGAGGACCGAGAUGGUUCUGUAGCAGGUGUUUGCCGUUCGGGAAAUAUCAUUCUCGUAAUAAGGGUACGAAGUACGUAGUACCCAUAUUAGGAGCUGCAAGAAUCAAACAUGCAGAAUGGCUAGAAUUACAGCGUACAAAAUAUUUUAUGCGCACCGAGUACAGCUUUCAAGAUCUAAAAUUCCCUUCGCUUGAUGCAGCUUCAGACGAUGAUUCUUCGUCUAGCGGUACAGACUCGUGGGAGGCGUUAGAUGAUACAUUAGAAAUGAUAAAUCUUUCUGGCAACAAAAUCCUCGCAACACCAAUGGAUGAAUUGACAGAACUUGCAACUGAUGUGAGAAACUAUUAUGCAGCUGAAGCUACACCACACGAAAUCGCUCAACGGAAUCUAUUUUCCCUGGAGCAGGUAGGGGAAAUCAUAGCAAAAAUCAAAAAAGAUAAACUUCCACAAGCUGCGAAAGCAUUGACGAGAAUUCCAAAAAUUCAAAGUCCAAUGGCUAGAACACCAAAGAAAGAAACUCCAGAAAAAAGAAAAAAAGAUCACAACGCAGCUUCGCCGGAGGAAGUAGAACUAUCCUUAAUAAAAACGCCAGAAAAACAACGUGAAGAGAAAACAGAACCAAGCUCAGUAUUGAAAGAAAAUCAUUCCCAAAAUUCCCCAAAACCAAAAAAAACAACUCCCGAAAAACGAAAAAGCGAUCAGUACCCGUUUUGGGUGAAGACACUAGUUAAAGAUACUACAGAAUCAGAAUAUGGAACUCUUGAAGAGAAAAAAGAAGCGAAGAACCCACAAGCAGCGAAGAAAACAACACCAAACUCAACACUCAAAGAAGAUCAAGCUCAAACUUAUGCAAACUCGAAAAGAAACACUCCUGAAAAGAGAAAAAGAGACGAUAUCGACCUUUGGAUGCUGAAGCAACUUGAAAAAAUAGAUUCAAAAAAUGACAUUUCUAAAAAGAAAAACGAGUCGAAGAUCGCACGCCCAGUGAAGAACGCACAACCAGUUUCAACACUGAAAGAAAAUCAAGUUCAAAAGGAUGCAAAACCGAAAAAACAAACUCCUGAAAAAAGAAAAAUGGAUGAAAAGUCACUUUUGAUGGAACAAUUACAGCAAAACGAGACGUUGUUAGUAUUACAAGGUGUACCUCCUGCAAAGAUAAACGAGGUCAAGAAGAAACUUUCAACACCGAAAAAAGAUCAAGUUCAAACGUCUCCGAAGCCAAGAGAAGAAAGUCCCAAAAUGACAAAACAAGAAGAGUGCUUACGUUGGGUGAUAAAAAGAAACGAAGAGGAGCACGCACGUUGGGUGAGGAAGCAAAAGGACAUGAAAUCAUUACAUGAAACUCCUAAAGAGAAAAAAGAAUCGGAGAACGCAUUCUCAGUGAAAAUGUCAGAGCCACUCUUAACACUGAACAAAGAUCCAGUUCAAGAGUCUGCGAAACCAAAAGAAGAAACUCCCAAAAAAAUAGAUGAAAAUGAAGGCACACUUUACACACUUUGGAUGAUUGAACAAAUUGAAAAUGCUCAGAAAUCAUUAUUUCGAGACAAGAAAUUUGCGGAGAACAUACUCUCAAUGAAGCCAACAGAAUCAAUCUCGGUACCGAAAAAAGAUCAACUUCUACAGUCUCCAAAACCAAAAGAAGAAACUCCUGAAGAAAAAAAUGAAGCGAAGAACGCACUCUCAGUGAAGACAACAGAAUCAAUCGUGGUGCCGAAAAAAGUUCAAGGUCAAGAAUGUGCAAUACCGAGAAAACAAACUCAAAAAAGAAAAAGAGAGGAAGACUCUGCUUUGACGCACGAACAACAAGAUAUGUUAUUAGUAUUACAAAAUGCACCUUUUGGCAAGUUAAUCGAGGGCUCAAAAUCAUCCUCAGUACCGAAAAAAGAUCAACUCCCAGAGUCUACAAAACUGAAAGAAGAAACUUCCGAAAAGAAAAAAGAUGAACACGCACUUCGAUUGAAGAAGCAAAUUCAAGAGGCGAUGAUGGAAUCAAUAUAUGAAACUCGUGAAGUGAAAAAAGAAGCGACGAACCUAUUGCCGAAACAAGAUCAAGUUCAAGAGUCUGCAGAACCAAAAGAAGAAACCUUUGAAAAGAAAAAAGAAGAUGAACACGCACUUCGAUUGAAGAAGCAAAUUCAAGAGGCGAUGAUGGAAUCAAUAUAUGAAACUCGUGAAGUGAAAAAAGAAGCGACAAACCUAUUGCCGAAACAAGAUCAAGUUCAAGAGUCUGCAAAACUAAAAGAAGAAACCUUCGAAAAGAAAAAAGAAGAUGAACACGCACUUCGAUUGAAGAAGCAAAUUCAAGAGGCGAUGAUGGAAUCAAUAUAUGAAACUCGUGAAGUGAAAAAAGAAGCGACGAACCUAUUGCCGAAACAAGAUCAAGUUCAAGAGUCUGCAAAACCAAAAGAAGAAACCUUCGAAAAGAAAAAAGAAGAUGAACACGCACUUCGAUUGAAGAAGCAAAUUCAAGAGGCGAUGAUGGAAUCAAUAUAUGAAACUCCUGAAGUGAAAAAAGAGAUGAAGAACGAACCUUCAACGAAGAAAACAGAAUCGGUCUUGGUCCGGAGAGUUCAAGAGGAUGAAAAAUCAAACAAAGAAGCUUCCGAAAAGGGAAAAAAAGAAGAGGGCACACUUUUGGUGAAGAAACAAAUUGAAGAGUCUGCCAAAUGGGAUGAAGUCAAGCUUGAAGAAAGGAAACAAAAGACGACUCCUAUUUCAAUCAAGGUCGUAGAGCAAUUCUUAACAAAAGUUCGUCAAGAUCUAUUUCUAGAAAAUGCACCGACAGUAAAGAAAGAAACUCCCGAAAAGAAAAAACAAGAAACGUUCCCCAUGAUACUGCAAAAAGUAGAACAAUUCUUAACAAGUAUGAGAAAUUUUCAAGUUCCAGAAAAUCCACUGCACCAAUUAUUAGAAAGACAGAUGGCGAAUCAUAAUGCUGCUACAGAUAACGACGAAGAAAAAUCUCCGGAGUGUCGUGAAGGGCAGAACGAAGUUCCUCAAGAGAGAAGAGAGCUUUUAGAUCAGCUUCUUGACCGCUAUCGGUACUCAUAUUUUCGAAAGUGGCUUAGACAAGAUCCAACAGAAGAGAAGGAAGAGACCAAAUCGGAAGUGCAGAAAAAUGAUGAGAAAAAUAUGGGUGAAAAUAGCAAAGCCGACAAAGAGGGUACGAAAGUUGAAGCAGUACAGCAAGAAACUGGUAACGAGGAUGGAGAGACAGCUGACAAAAUCAACGAAGCAAAUGAAAUAAUUCCUGUGGAGAAAAACCCAUUAGAAGACGCAGAUGAAAAACUGAAAAUUUUGAAAGAAACGCUUGUCGAGGUAGAAGCACGGAAGGAUGAAAUUCGUAGGGAGCUGGACAAAAUGUUAGGACUAAAGCAGCUGGUGGCGACAUAUAUAUCUGAGCUGAAUACGAAUCUUGCUGUUGAGGUAGCAAAGUCAGAAGAACCACUAGAAUUUGUAGCAAAAUAUUCAAAGACAGCCGAGGGAGAGAAUUUAGCUUUCUUUCCAAAACCAUUACUUGAAAUUGGAGAACCACUUACCAAUUAUAAACUCCAAACAGAAGAAGAGCACAAAAGGGACGAACGAAUUCUUCUUAGAAAUUUUGAAGAGACUCGCUUGACUGUGGAAGAAGCAGAAAAACGAAUGGCCCACACAACAAUGGAAGAAGCACGUGUUCGUGGAGAUAUUGAGGAAUACCAGCGUUUGAAAAAUUUUUGGGAGGAUUUGUGUAAGGAGAAGUAGAGAUCGACUCUGUGACGUUUUGUGUAUUGAUCUUUUAAUGUAUUAUUACUACCCCGUGAUGUAUGAAUUUUUAUAAAUUUUUGAUGUUGUCGGCUUUUAUAUAAAAUCGAUGAAGAUAACUGAA